This is a messenger RNA of Larimichthys crocea (large yellow croaker), 2939 nucleotides long. RefSeq names its product ST8 alpha-N-acetyl-neuraminide alpha-2,8-sialyltransferase 2 (gene st8sia2). The record is from RefSeq and is a predicted model, not a curated record. Gene Ontology annotation, biological process: N-glycan processing; oligosaccharide metabolic process. NCBI's taxonomy places the organism in Eukaryota, Metazoa, Chordata, Actinopteri, Sciaenidae. The transcript is spliced from 6 exons. Gene Ontology annotation, molecular function: alpha-N-acetylneuraminate alpha-2,8-sialyltransferase activity. Bases 552 to 1712 code for a protein of 386 amino acids.
CGUGGUGGUCCUCCACCUCCCAACAAUCACCUGGAGAGUGAGUGGCUGUUAGAGAUGGAGCGUUGCUCUCUGCCUGCGCCUUUAAGGCUGCAUGUGGUCCACAUCUCACUGCUCCCAUGGCAGGCUCCGGAGGUGCACGCUUUCAAAGUUUGACUGGGGAAUAGAGGUAACAGUGGAGACGGCAGCAGCAUCGCUCCAUCGGGGGCGAGGUGGAGGAGGUGGUGGAGGAGGAGGAGGAAGAAGAACAAGAAGAAGAAGAAACAACAACAGACACAAGGCAGUCCUCAUCAUCUAAAGGGAGGAGAGGAGAAGGGGGUGAAAGGGGGAGAGAAAAAAAAAAGAGGACCGCUGCUCGAGUCCGACACCGGCGAUAAGAACAAUGCGAGAGAUGACUGAGCGGAUUCUCUAAAUGAAAAGCACAGGAAGGUGAAUGUAACACAGUGUUUGGUGAAAGGAGCGACUCCAGCCUGCAGACCCCCCACCACCACCUCCACCACCAACACCACCUCCACCACUAAUACCACCUCCAACACCACCCGCCCCCCUCAGCCAUGCCGCUGGUCUUCCGCACGCUGUUGUUCGGCUUUGUAACGCUGCUGGUUGUGGUUUUGAUCAUAGAUGAUAUCGCAGAAGUGGAGGAAGAAACUGCAAACAAUGGACAUUCAAAGAAGACCAACUUGCACCGGAUCCUCCCUAAACUGCACAGAAAGGCUGCAGAACACGUGGACCCGACUGCUUUGACAAGACUGAGCAAAGAUGCAAAUCAUCUUGGCCCGAGCUACAAUAACACUGCCAAGCUCUACUCCAACAGCUGGACGUUCAACAAGACCCUCUCCAACCUCAUCAGGAAGAAUAUUUUGAGAUUUCUUGAUCCGGAGCGAGACAUCUCUAUUCUGAAGGGCACGCUGAAGCCAGGAGAUAUCAUCCACUAUGUUUUUGAUCGCCACAGCACCACAAACAUCUCACAAAAUCUCUACCGUCUUCUGCCAACUGUAUCCCCCAUGAAGAACCAGCAUCACAGGCGCUGCGCCAUCGUGGGAAACUCUGGGAUCCUGCUGAACAGCAGCUGUGGAUCCGAGAUUGACUCUCACGACUUUGUUAUCAGGUGUAACCUGGCACCGGUGGAGGAAUACUAUCGGGACGUGGGUUGGCGGACCAACUUGGUGACCAUGAACCCAUCAGUGGUGCAGCGAGCCUUCCAGGACCUGGUGAGCGAAGAGUGGAGGGAUCGCUUUUUGAAGCGCCUUCAAAGCCUCAGCGGCAGCGUGCUGUGGAUCCCAGCCUUCAUGGCCAAGGGCGGAGAGGAACGAGUGGAGUGGGCCCUUCGUCUCAUCCUGCUGCACACUGUGGAUGUACGCACCGCCUUCCCCUCGCUGCGCCUCCUCCACGCUGUCAGAGGGUAUUGGCUGACCAACAAUGUGCACAUCAAGCGUCCGACCACCGGGCUCCUCAUGUACACGAUGGCAACUCGCUUCUGUGAGGAAAUCCAUCUUUACGGCUUCUGGCCCUUUCCGCUCGACCCGCAGGGAAAACCGGUCAAAUACCACUACUACGAUACUCUUAAGUACGAGUACACCUCCAGCUCGAGUCCUCACACCAUGCCUUUGGAGUUCAGGACCCUGAGCGCAUUGCACAGACAGGGGGCGCUGCAGCUCCACACCGGGAGCUGUGAUGUGGAGAAGAGACCACAGAAGUCGCUCCAGAGCAAAUAGCUUAAAGGGAGAUCUCCAUGGAAACCACUCUUUUGACUGUUGCCGUACUUUUAUGAAACUUGACUUAACUUAUUUUCGUCAACUGGAAUGAACUUUUUUUCUAUUUCGGGCUCUUUUUUUGUGACUUGUUUGACUGCUGUGUUUUACUUUUUAAUGAGAUUUCUAUGGCAACCUUAAAAAUAACGAGACCCUUUUUUUCUUUUGUUCAUGGAGAUCCUGUCGAGUCCAUCUGUUUUCUUUUGAAUGUUGAUUUUAGACGAUUUGAAGCACUCACAUAUUUUCACUAUAAGUUUCAGGAUUCAGAACACAUAUUUGUGUUUUCUAAAUGAAUCAUGAGGUGCCAUGAAUUAAUAUCCCCAAUUUAUGGUACGAUAGGGCUCUAUUAAUAAUGUAUUAUAAUAAUUUACCCAGCAUGUUGGCAGCAUGAGGAGCUGUUAGAUUAAUGGCAGUUGUGAGGCACUCGUUGGGCCACAAGAUGGAAGCACUUAAUAAUCAGGGAGGCUGUUGAAAAAAGGUUGGUAAACUGUUUGAAACAUUGUUUUUUGAUAAGAUAAACCCUUUUUGAUUAGAAUGUUUUAAAAGCUCCACUUUUGAUAACACGUUUUCCUCUGAUAGAGAACAUUUUUGUAGCUUCUUAUAAAGCACCUUCAACUGGUGUUUCCCAGUAAAACAGGUAAUUCAUAAGCAGUCCAGUCAACCAGAACUGCCACCUGAUAAGGUUAGGUUGCCUUGAGAGACAAGUGAACGGGUGGUAACAUGCAGUUACUGUGAGGAUAAAGGAGUGUACCGACUGUUCACAUAAGAAUGUUUGCACAAACUUUGCAGAGGGUAAACUCACUUUGUUUCUCACCACAGCCCUGUUUCUGCGCUGGAAAUGUACUCGGUGAGCUCAGACUGUAGUAUAUGUGUGUGUGUGUAGUGUUAGGAAGUAAGAAGAGCUUUAGCUUUUUAUUUUAAAUGAAUGUAUUGGUGAUAUUCUUACAAACGCUGUAAGACAUAAGCCUCAUAAUGUGCUUUAAAUGAAUUCCUAGUCACCGGUAGCAAAAGUUUCAAUGCAGUAACACUGGAACUGACAACUUGAAUGCCUUUUAGUCAUUUGAAAUAAUGUACUCGUACAGUGUGUUUGGAUUGGUGUUCAACCAGUAUAGGUUGAUUUGUACAUUAGAUGGAAGCUGCCAGUAUUUUGUGCCUAUAAUCAAUAAAUUUGACCAUUUAAAAAUGGGUAAA